Molecule: messenger RNA, 1191 nt
Organism: Aphanomyces astaci
Lineage: Eukaryota; Oomycota; Saprolegniomycetes; Saprolegniales; Verrucalvaceae
Exons: 5
Coding region: 1-1191 (396 amino acids)
Source: RefSeq, a predicted model, not a curated record
AUGGCAAAGCCAUCGCGAGGCAAAGGAUGGACAGACCCCGAGGUGCACGUGAUGCUUGAUACCGUCGAAGUUCACCUGCCUUGGGGGCCAGCGCACUGGGACAUCAUUCAAGAGACGUACAACACGUCAAUUCAAGCGAACGAGGGUGGCCAGAACGCCACGGCGACAGCAUCCAGCGAAAGUUCAAGGUUCUUCGAAGUAUCCGCAAACCCACUGGCGACUCCAUGUGUCCGCCCACUGUAUCAAGAGCAAAGCGACUCCAACAAGCAAUCGAAGCCGCAAUGGGAGUUUGCGACUUGCUAUCAUGCCAGCAGCCCCCCAAUGAGGGCAAUGACAACGAUGGCGCUUCGGACGCCUGCAGACUUGAACGCCUUGGGAAGGUCGCGUGGUGCAGAGCCUGCGAUGAGCCAAACUGCGAUUGCCCGACACCACGUCAUGACGGGCAAGAGUUGCAUUUGGAACCAACAACUUGUCCCAAAGCGGCAACCUUCUGUCAGCGUCGUGCCAGCUGCCGACAAAGUUGUGGCGCCCCCAUACGAUCGUUCCGUCCGCCCCGAACAGCAGCGUGCCAGUGACAAAGGCAAUGCAACCACCCAUUCGUUGUCCUAUCAUGCCCCAGCUACCGAGACACCCCACCCCAUGUCCAGCACUGCCCGAGCCACCGCUGCCGCCCUCCACAACUAUGCCAGGCGUGUACGACAGACCUGUCGGUUGCCUCCACCAGUGCAUGGCGAUGCGUGGCUACGCCUCCUAUUCCACAUGCUGCCUGUCAACUGCCGCUUUGCCUACCUCCAAGUUGAGCGUUCCAAUGUCAUCUGCUGUGCUUACGGCUGUGGUGGAGUGGAAACCCAACACCAUGCCUUUCACGCAUGUCCCCUAAUCCACCGAGUAUGGGCGUUUCACAGCGAUGCCUGGAGGUGCUACGGGGUCACCUUUUCGUGGUCGACUAUCUCGGACCUUGACCUUUUUACGGUCAAUGCGCGCGGCCACCAUCACCAAGAUGCCCUCAAGACUCUAUGGAUCCUUUUCAUAGCCUCAACCCUCCACCUCAUAUGGUCCGAGCACAACAAGCUGUCGUUCCUUGGCUGGAAGAUGUCUGUACGCCGAUGGCUCCGCCUACAACACCCCGACUGCGCUCUCCGUUCCUCUGUCCUCGAAGUCCUUCAAACCCUCCGCGUCCAAGAGCCUUAA